GCGGUGCGGUGCGGUGCGGUGCUGCGCGGUGCGGUGCGGUGCUGCGCGGUGCGGUCCUCCCCGGGGCGGCCCCGCCAUGGCCGAUCCGUCCGAGUGCAGCAUCAAGGUGAUGUGCCGGUUCCGGCCGCUGAACGAGGCGGAGGGGCUCCGCGGGGACAAGUUCAGCCCCAAAUUCAAAGGCGACGACACCGUGCUCAUCGGGCAAGGGAAGCCGUACGUCUUCGACAGGGUGCUGCCACCCAGCACCAGCCAGGAGCAGGUCUACAAUGCCUGCGCCAAGCAGAUCGUCAAGGAUGUUCUGGAAGGUUACAAUGGAACAAUCUUUGCCUAUGGCCAGACCUCUUCAGGGAAAACCCACACUAUGGAGGGGAAGCUGCACGACCACCAGCUCAUGGGCAUCAUACCGAGGAUCGCACACGACAUCUUCGACCACAUCUACUCCAUGGAUGAAAACCUGGAGUUCCACAUCAAGGUGUCCUACUUUGAGAUCUACCUGGACAAAAUCCGGGACCUGCUUGACGUGUCCAAGACGAACCUGGCAGUGCACGAGGACAAGAACAGAGUCCCCUUUGUGAAGGGCUGCACGGAGCGGUUCGUGUCCAGCCCCGAGGAAGUCAUGGACGUCAUCGACGAAGGGAAGGCCAACCGCCACGUGGCCGUGACGAAUAUGAACGAACACAGUUCUAGGAGCCACAGUAUCUUCCUGAUCAACAUCAAACAAGAGAACGUCGAAACGGAGAAGAAGCUGAGCGGCAAGCUCUACCUGGUUGACCUGGCGGGGAGCGAGAAGGUCAGCAAAACGGGAGCUGAGGGCGCGGUUCUGGACGAAGCCAAAAACAUCAAUAAGUCCUUGUCUGCCCUGGGCAACGUGAUCUCGGCGUUAGCAGAAGGAACGAAAACUCACGUUCCCUACAGAGACAGUAAGAUGACCCGAAUCCUUCAGGACUCUCUGGGCGGGAACUGCAGGACGACGAUCGUCAUAUGCUGUUCGCCCUCCGUCUUCAAUGAGGCCGAAACCAAGUCCACGCUGAUGUUUGGGCAGAGAGCCAAGACGAUCAAGAACACCGUCUCUGUGAACCUGGAACUGACGGCGGAAGAGUGGAAGAAGAAAUACGAGAAAGAGAAGGACAAGAACAAGAGUCUGAAGAAUGUUAUCCAGUAUCUGGAGAUGGAGCUGAACAGGUGGAGAAAUGGGGAGUCUGUGCCUGAGAACGAGCAGAUCAGCGCCAAGGAUCAGAAGAACCUGGAGCCCUGCGACAAUACUCCCGUCAUCGACAACAUCGCACCCGCCGCGGCCGGAGUUUCCGCCGAGGAGAAGCAGAAGUUCGACGAGGAGAUCACCUGCCUGUACAGGCAGCUGGACGAUAAGGAUGAUGAAAUUAACCAGCAGAGCCAGCUGGCCGAGAAGCUCAAGCAACAGAUGUUGGAUCAGGACGAGCUGCUGGCGUCCACGCGGCGAGACUACGAGAAGAUCCAGGAGGAGCUGAGCCGCCUGCAGAUGGAGAACGAGGCGGCCAAGGAUGAGGUGAAGGAGGUGCUGCAGGCCCUGGAGGAGCUGGCCGUCAACUACGACCAGAAGUCGCAAGAGGUGGAGGACAAGGCCCGCACCAGCGAGCAGCUGGCCGACGAGCUGGCGCAGAAGACGACCACCUUGACGGCCACGCAGAGGGAGCUGAGCCAGCUGCAGGAGCUCAGCAGCCACCAGAGGAAGCGUGCCACGGAAAUCUUGAACCUGCUGCUCAAGGACCUGGGGGAGAUCGGGGGGAUCAUCGGCACCAACGACGUGAAGACGUUGGCGGACGUGAAUGGCGUCAUCGAAGAGGAGUUCACCAUGGCCCGCCUGUACAUCAGCAAGAUGAAGUCGGAGGUGAAGUCCCUGGUGAACCGGAGCAAACAGCUGGAGAGUGCCCAGAUCGACUCCAACCGGAAGAUGAACGCCAGCGAGAGGGAGCUGGCCGCUUGCCAGCUCCUCAUCUCUCAGCACGAAGCGAAGAUCAAGUCUCUGACGGACUACAUGCAGAACAUGGAGCAGAAGCGGCGGCAGCUCGAGGAGUCUCAGGACUCGCUCAGCGAAGAACUGGCCAAACUGCGCGCCCAAGAGAGAAUGCACGAAGUCAGCUUCCAAGAUAAGGAGAAGGAGCAUCUGACCCGGCUCCAGGAUGCAGAGGAGAUGAAGAACGCCCUGGAGCAGCAGAUGGAGAGUCACCGGGAAAACCACCAGAAGCAGCUGUUGCGGCUGCGAGACGAGAUCGAGGACAAGCAGAAGAUAAUCGACGAGAUCCGCGAUCUGAAUCAGAAGCUGCAACUGGAGCAGGAGAAGCUGAGCUCCGAUUACGACAAGUUGAAAAUCGAGGACCAGGAGAGGGAAAUGAAGUUGGAAAAGCUAAUACUGCUCAACGAUAAGAGAGAGCAAGCAAGAGAAGACCUGAAGGGAUUGGAGGAAACCGUGUCCAGGGAACUGCAGACCCUUCACAACCUUCGCAAACUCUUUGUCCAGGACCUCACCACCAGAGUUAAAAAAAGCGUGGAGCUGGACAGUGACGACGGAGGCGGCAGUGCUGCCCAGAAACAAAAAAUUUCCUUUCUCGAGAACAACCUGGAGCAACUUACUAAAGUUCAUAAACAGCUGGUGCGAGAUAACGCGGAUCUUCGCUGUGAGCUCCCGAAGCUGGAGAAGAGACUGCGAGCUACGGCGGAGAGGGUCAAGGCGCUGGAGAGCGCGCUGAAGGAGGCCAAGGAGAACGCCAUGAGGGACCGCAAGCGCUACCAGCAGGAAGUGGACCGGAUCAAGGAGGCCGUGCGGGCCAAGAACAUGGCCAGGAGAGCCCACUCGGCCCAGAUCGCCAAGCCGAUCCGGCCGGGCCACUACCCAGCGUCCUCUCUGACAGCGGUCCAUGCCAUCCGAGGAGGCGGCGGAGGGUCAUCCAACUCCACCUACUACCAGAACGUGAAAUAAACACCAAACGUGACUCCGCUCAGCAUGGCCCAGGCUGCGUCGUUUCACCGAUUCCUGCCCCCACCCCCAUGUGCUCUCCAUUUUCUCCAUCAGGAGUUUCCUCCGGGCCCCCCGGCACCCCCCGCCUCCCUCGGCAGCCCCCUCCCCACAGCAGCCCGCCCCGUCCGGAGAGUCUGAGCUCCCUGGAAUCAUCUCCACCUAAACACGAGUGUGUCUGGCUCGUCGCUGCCGAUCCAUGCCUUCAGCCCCCGCUUCCUGAGGAAACCGGAGGUUUGGCCUCCAAAGCCCCCGGAGGUGGCCAACCAUCCCCCUUUAACCUCCCCCCGUGGCACCUCUUCUCCACCCCCUGGGCCGGACCUUUUCCCUCGUGCCUCGCUGACUUCCUGUAUGAUAACCCUGUUCUUUUAUAUUUUGAAGGGGAGACAUCAUCCUGCUCUGUAGCUAAAAAUUUUGAUUCUGAACAUUUUCUUUUGGAGUAAAAAGGCAUUCCCCAAAGGAGCAUUUUUAACCUCCGGGUGGAAUCUUGGGAGCUGAGACAUUAACCCUUUGGUUUGGGGUCCGUUGAAAGAUGAAACUGAUGUAUUCACGGGAGAAAAACAAUCUGUCAGUCGCGAGCUAGGUUUCAGUCCCACGAAGACACGAGUGGAAAUUCGAGGCCGUACAAUUCAUGUCUGAUUUGUGGGUGGUAGAAUUCGCUGCAGAUCCUCCUCCUCCUCCUCUUCCCCUCCCCCCCACCAACUACUCUUCGUCGUCCUCCUCCCCACCACAGAAUCUCUGGCCCGUUCCUCUGGGUGUGUGGAAGGGAUGACACUGUCUCAGGGAAGUCCUUGGAAAAGUGAGUCUCCAGUGGUCCGAGAUGCAACAGAUGUGUGCGUCCGAAGCCUCCCGGUCCCUGUGGCUCAGGACGCCCCCCCCCAGGGGUUAUCCCUAGAGGCCAUGAAUGCAGACGGGCGUCCAUCUUCUGCACCCAGGGCUGGGAGUCGUCCCGACGGUAGGACGGGUGGCGUGCGUUUCACAGCUGCAGCCACCGAUUCCAACGCCUUGGUUUCGCCCGGUGAUUUCAAAGCAGGGUGGGUAGGGUGACAAGGCCCACCGGGCGGGGGAGGGGGGUGCUCUGGGCACCGACACAUUUUUCAGUGUCGUAGGAUGAGAAUCUCAUCCGGGUGGGCAAAGGGCAAGACUCCAAAAUCUUAUUGAAGUGACCGGUCUCCUCUUACCCCCUUCUGGGCAAGGUUGGUGUGUUGUGCAUCAUUUCUAGUGGUCCCUGACCUCCCAGGGGAAAGCCUCCGGGCUUUCUGGAGGGUAUUUGAAAGUGAAUGUACCGGGUGCGUAUGUUGAGUACGCACAGCAUGUGAGCACAACCCCCCACAGGAACUUGCUUGAGCUUUCUGCGUCGGCUUUGGAACCUUUUCUUGUACAGAAGUUUAUCUGGAAACAGUUUUGUAGCAAAGAAGCAUCGACUUAAUUUAUUUCGUCAACUUCGCACUAUUUUAUUUGAUUUUUCUGCAGGGGUGGGGUGCGUCUGGAGGAAACUCCUUUGCUAUAGUAUUUAUUUAAUAAAGAUCACAACUUCGUCUCGGUUUAAUUUAUUUUUUAAAUUCUUCUUUAGAGAACGUGAGUGGGCACCGUCAGACCAAGUCAGUCGCAAGGUUGUAAGGGGCGGGGUCCGAUCGGGGGUCUCUAGGCCCCAGACUCUCUUUCCUUAUCAGUCGGCUAUCUGUGCCUGAGAUCUGGAAUUCAAACAUAGGCCUUGUUUUCCUCCCGAUUUCUCAAGUCCGUGGUCAGACAUUGGAAUGCCAAUUAACGAAUUGCCAUAAAUGCCACUGUGCAUGUUUCCUACUACUUUAAUUUGCUCUGACCUUGUAUAUGACCCUGGUGAUCUGGGCCCAAUUCCUCACACUGGAGUAUUUCUCUGCGGGGGGCCUUCUGGAGGUCAGAUGUUGGAGACUCUGGGAAACAGUCCGGGUCGAAGAUCGCCCAGAGGCAAAACGUAGAGGGGUCCUUUGGUUCCGAGAGCACGCUGCUGACAGUGGGAUGGUAUCCGUGGGUGUGAAGGUCACCCUGAGAAGCUCUUGCACACUGUGUUCGUGAAAAUGCAGUCGUGCUUGGUUCCUAGUGGUAAUGAGAGGAGAGGGAUGGGCUCACCCGCUGCUAGGGGAAAAUGCGCUUGAGUUGUUUGUACAGUCGUGGUGAUGGUCUGCACGGAGUCAUCCCCACUGUCUCGCCUGGUCCUCCAGGGCCAGGCAGCUGGGAGGGAAGUCGGUGCCCUCGCCCGUCCCUUAAGCCAUCUCUCCUUCGGCGUGAGAGGGAGCCUACAGCAAGCCCUGCUCAUACCCCCUGGGAAAGCCGGUUUUGAUUUUUCAUAAGGGUCUUCCCGCUAGCACUGAUCAGCCAGUCAGUUCACUAGCCCCGAUCUUUUUGGGAUCUCCAAACGAGCUUUGAAAUCAACCCCGGGGACGAAUCCGACGGAAAGAGUCAAACCUGAACCUCGAAAACCACCUUGGCGCGGCUUUUAACCCUCCGAGGGGCUCAACGCCCCUUGAGGGUCGGGGAAUGGAAUUGUUUUUGGAAAGGUCCUCGUUUCACUUCGAAUCAUGGAUUUUCCUUUAUCGUUUCCGUACGGCCAGUUUCCAAAUUUUUGUAACCCGCUGUGUAAACCACGCCUCUACUCUUCUGAUUGUAAAAACUGUAUUUUGCUGUUUUAUAGGCCUUUUCCUCUUCUCUCUCUAUAAUUUUCUAUCGGCUAUGACUUCGCACUUCUCUUUCAAGAGUGUCGCAAGGUGGUCGAAAGCAGUUCUAGCCGCUUUCAACGGGACAGAUUGCAUGCAGGACAAGUAUUUUUCUAAAUUAGUGGAACGCCGCUUGAGACUCAAGAUUUGGAGGUGGAAAUUCAUAGCUGGUGAUGAAAUGGGUUGGGCUGUUUGGCAUCGGAUGAAUCCUGUACAAACACAUCAUCUCUUCAGACACUCCAAUUCUUCUUUCAGUCCGGCGGCCGCUGAGGGACGCGCAGUAGCAGUCAGGUGAGGAUUGAGGAGAGUCCACGAAACUAGGGCUAAGAAAGAGGCCACCUAACGGUGGCCUCGGUGACCUUUUUGACUCGCCUCUCUGAGGCCCUAGGGAUGACUCGUGGGAACCCUAGAACUGGCCGGUGAGGUCAACCGGUCCAGCCCCCUGCCUCCAGGCAGGUGAAUGACGAAGCCGGCCCGCCCUGGGUCCGAGAGUUCUUCUCCCUGCAGAGAGAUGAAGACAUUUCGGCAAGUCUUCCUCGUGCUGAGCAGUGAAAACAAGCCAAGGUCAGACCUUGGGACAUUAGGGACUCCCGCCUCAAGGCACUGUGGGGAAUCGUCCUCUUGACCAGGGGAGGAAAUCACCCGGAAUUGCGACCGGAGAGGACGUCCUCGGAUCAUCUCGCCUAUAUCGUCCCGUAGAGAUCGCCUGACUCCAUCCCGCUUCUUUCAGCUUUAAUGACUCGGACGGGAAAAAGCGUUGGGCACAGGCCGGCCGAGCGUCUGUGUCUCCUCCUCAUCGCUAAUUGUGUGUCCAUUUUAAGUACUUUUCAUUGUGGGCGGACACGGGGGAUGGGACAUCUGUAGAGUUUUCCAAGUCUAGUUUGUAAAGUGCAUAGUGUGUCCUGAGGAUGUGUGUUUCGGAGCGCGAUGUAUUUGUACGGUAGCAUUCGUUUCGGGAAAGACCGAUCGACGGCGGGCGGACUUUGUUUCAGGGUUACGAGGGGACGGUGGAAAUUUGCAUCGGGUCGUGGUGCCGUAAUGCGUCUUAAGCUGAAUGGGAGAUCUGUAAAUGCAACCUCCUCCCCCCAGCCCCCGAAUCCCGCCACUUCCACGGAGAAGUUUUAUUCAUCUUCCAGAUUCUAAAAUGCUCUUAAAAAUGUACGGAUACACUGACGGAUUGCAUGAUGUAUAAUUUGAAAACUGUCCAAGUGGAAAAUAAAAUGGCAUUAAAUUUC
Messenger RNA from Ornithorhynchus anatinus (platypus), 6920 nucleotides. RefSeq names its product kinesin family member 5C (gene KIF5C). The transcript has 26 exons. The coding region runs from base 77 to 2956 and encodes 959 amino acids. Lineage: Eukaryota; Metazoa; Chordata; Mammalia; Monotremata; Ornithorhynchidae. Gene Ontology annotation, molecular function: ATP binding; microtubule binding; microtubule motor activity. The record is from RefSeq and is a predicted model, not a curated record. Gene Ontology annotation, biological process: microtubule-based movement.